AUGCCUUCUUCAAACUCGCCAACGUCUCUAACUCAAACUCAAGUGGUGGCCAAGUCCACCGUAUUCCCCGACCAGCCUUCCACACUCGGUGAUCUCAAGCUCUCAGUCUCCGACCUCCCCAUGCUCUCCUGCCACUACAUCCAGAAGGGCCUCCUCUUCCCUCUUCCUCCUUUCCCCAUCCAACACUCUAUCGUCCCCCUCCUCAAAGCCUCUCUCUCCCAAAGCCUCUCUCGUUUCCCUCCCUUGGCCGGCCGCUUGACCACUUACUCCGACGGUCACGUUCACAUCACCUGCAACGACGCGGGCGUCGACUUCAUCCACGCCUCCGCCCCCAGUCUCUCCACCCGAGACAUUUUGGGCCCCACUGACGUCCCCAGUUGCGUCAAGGACUUGUUCCCCUUUGACCGCACCGUCAGCUACACCGGCCACCACAACUCAAUCCUGGCCGUCCAGGUCACCGAGCUCAGCGACGCUGUUUUCAUCGGCUGCGCUCUCAAUCACGCCGUCACAGACGGCACCUCCUUCUGGAACUUCUUCAACACCUUCGCCGAGCUCUGCAGACUGUCAUCAUCAUCACCUAAUGAGAACAAGAAACUUACCAUCGCGAAGCAGCCCGACUUCAGCCGGAGCUCCGUUAUCAUAUCGCCGGCCGUACUCCGGUUCCCGGAAGGAGGUCCUAAAGUCACCUUCUCCCUCACCGAGCCUUUGCGCGAGCGAAUUUUCAGCUUCAGCAGAGAAGCCAUUCAAGACCUCAAAUCCCGAACCAACAGUAAAAAUGGGCCGAAUUCCAAAACGACGACGCUUUAA
Messenger RNA from Prunus armeniaca (apricot), 807 nucleotides. The record is from the annotation of a GenBank genome assembly. Lineage: Eukaryota; Viridiplantae; Streptophyta; Magnoliopsida; Rosales; Rosaceae.